Molecule: messenger RNA, 240 nt
Organism: Necator americanus (New World hookworm)
Lineage: Eukaryota; Metazoa; Nematoda; Chromadorea; Rhabditida; Ancylostomatidae
Exons: 1
Coding region: 1-240 (79 amino acids)
Source: RefSeq, a predicted model, not a curated record
AUGCUGCUCAACUACAGCUUCACUAUCGAGUACAUCAACACAAAGGAUUUCGGCAAAGUGGAUGCUCUUUCACGUUUCGACUCGUCACAGUCAUCGUUGCCGGAGGACUACGUGAUCGCAGCAGUAGAUGCUGAUGUCAUUUCCGAGUUCUCAGGGAACUGUCGUCAUCUUUCAAUAUCCGCCAAAUUCAUUCGGAUUGCUACGCAAGCCGAUUGUCUUAUCCAGCUUGUGAUCGACUAA